Messenger RNA from Solanum pennellii, 513 nucleotides. RefSeq lists its product as uncharacterized. Gene Ontology annotation, molecular function: nucleic acid binding; zinc ion binding. NCBI's taxonomy places the organism in Eukaryota, Viridiplantae, Streptophyta, Magnoliopsida, Solanales, Solanaceae. The record is from RefSeq and is a predicted model, not a curated record. The coding region runs from base 1 to 513 and encodes 170 amino acids. The transcript is spliced from 2 exons.
AUGGCACAGGCCAUCACGAUGCAGGCCCAAGCUAUGACUGCCCAAGUCAAUCGGCAGGAUGUUCAGAGGGAAAACCCACCGGUUCGCAGCAUGGCUGACAGACUGCGAGAUUUCACAAGGAUGAAUCCUCCAAUUUUCGCAGGGGUUAAGACUUCAGAAGAUCCUCAGGAAUUUAUAAACGAGUUGCAUAAGAUCCUGGUGGCCAUGGGGGCCACUGAUAUUGAGAAGGCUGAGCUGAGAAAUACAACACCUAGAGGAGGCAGACCCGACCCCAAGAGGGGCAAUGGAGGUGAGAUGCAGCGUCCAAAGAAGACUUGUACUAAGUGUGGCCGAGCUCACAUUGGAGAAUGCAGACAGGGCACUAAUGCCUGCUUCGGUUGUGGUAAGAGUGGACACUUGGUCAGAGACUGUCCCCAGAACAACGGUCAGGCUGGGGUAAUGCUCAGCCUAGGCCUACCCCACAGAGUGCAGCAGCAGCCGAGCCUCCCAAGAGGAACAGAUUUUAUGCCUUGA